Molecule: messenger RNA, 659 nt
Organism: Drosophila arizonae
Lineage: Eukaryota; Metazoa; Arthropoda; Insecta; Diptera; Drosophilidae
Molecular function (GO): protein binding
Source: RefSeq, a predicted model, not a curated record
UUAUGGACAUCUACUAUAUAUUAGUUACAAUCAUAGGAUUUUCGGUCUGUAAAGCCGACUCUAAUAUAACUUGCGGCUGCUUGAUGCACGCUGAAGAGUGGGAAAGUGAAAAUACCUACGACUGUUCCAAUCAGACCAGUACACCAGAUUUUAAAUGUCUAUCGGAAUUGAAGCCGAACAUCUUAAAACUAAAAGACAAUAAAUAUGGCUCCCCACCGAGUGAACUAUUGCAGUACGAUUUCAGCAACUUGACAUACAUAGACCUUUCAUAUAAUGAAAUAACUGAAAUGCCUGAUGACUGGGUCAGGCACUUUCCCAGCAUAAGGAAAAUCAACCUGGACCACAAUCGAUUGCUUAAUGCACUUGAGUUAAUAGAGAAGUAUGCAAAUAUCAAUAUCCCCGUACACUACAACCCAAUCAUCUGUGAUUGCGAACAGUGCUCAACGCCGAUCCUGAAAAUUGCAAAUAAUCAUAGACAGACAAUAACGUGCAGCAAUGGAGAUAAACCAAUAUCAUUCUUCGCACACUGUGCAAAAUGCAGCCUACCGGAUAAUACGGAUAAAUUCAGAAAGGACUGGCAUAUGGCCGGACUUUUAAUAAUAAUAAUAAUAAUAAUAAUAGUGAUAAUAAUAGUGAUAAUACGGUACUGGCGACUCUCG